UCUAUUUGUUUUUGCUUUUUAGAAUAGCAUAAAAUCCCUACUGACAGCCUCUACUUCAUCGAGACUCAAUUGUGAAUUCCCUUUUCAAAGCACUCUUUUUCUCGCCGGAGAUUCUUCGACGGAGAAAGGAAACUCGGUUAUUCAUCACCUGAUAGUCCGUUGAGAUGGGAAGCAGCAGCGGUAGCGAUGUAGAAGCGGGAUUCGCGAAGCUACAAGGUGAAGAUUUCGAGUAUUACAUGCAAACUUACUCCAUAAUCCUUGGCCGGAAUUCCAAAAAAUCAACGGUAGAUGUCGACUUAUCAUCUCUCGGUGGCGGAAUGAACAUCUCCCGCCACCAUGCUCGCAUCUUCUACGACUUCCAACGACGUCGUUUUGCCCUCGAAGUACUGGGCAAAAACGGGUGUUCAGUUGAAGGUGUUCUUCACCUUCCCGGUACCCCACCCAUCAAGCUAGAUUCUCAAGACCUUCUUCAGAUCGGAGAUAAAGAGUUCUAUUUCCUCCUUCCAAUUCGUAGCAUCCUUGGUGGGUCCAGGGGACAACAUGUCAAUGCGAAUUAUCCGGUGGCGGGUCCUGCCGCCAUUGCCCAUCAUCACCAGCAGCAGCAGCAUUUGUCACCGUCUCCUGCUGCGAAUGUAGGUGCGGGAUAUGGUGGGGCAGUGAACAAGGGCUUGUUCAGAGGGAGAGAGUAUUACGAGGAGGAAUAUGAUGACGACGAUGAUGAUGGUGGUUCAGUAGGUAAGAAGAUGAGGAGGGGUGAAGGUCCUGAGGGUGGCGGCUAUGGGUAUGGUUCGUGUGGUUCCAGUGGGAAGGCUUCGAUUUCUGGGCAAUUAGAUAAGAAGAUAGAUGGAAGAUUUCGAGCUGACAGAGAUGCUGACAAUCAGCAGCUCUUGCUGUUAGAAGAAAAGGAUGUUGUAUCAUCUGUAGCUAAUGUGCUUUCUGAUCUCUGUGGUCCAGGAGACUGGAUGCCAAUGGAGAAGCUUCAUGCUGAGUUGGUCGAACACUAUGGCGAUACCUGGCACCAUAGUCGAGUGAGGAGGUACCUAACAUCAGAGGAUUAUCCCAGCCCAGAAGCCAAAACAAAGCCAUGGUAUGGAUUGCUGGUGCUGUUGAGGAAGUAUCCUGAGCAUUUUGUCAUCAAUACACGAUCCAAGGGACGAGUGACUUUGGAGUUCGUUUGUCUUGUCUCACUACUUUCGUGAGAAAUUGUAUGAUACUUUUUAGCUGUGUAGCUUAGCUUUAGUUGAGCCUCAAGCCACUGCGUUCAAACAUGGGGCAUUUAUGGUGGACAAAAUUACUUGCUAGUUUUGCUGGUGUGAAACAGCUGAUAACUCUGAUAAAAUAAUCGAGAUGUGCGCAAGUUAAGCCAAACACUUCUGUAUUACUGCGUAACAAUUUCUCAUACUUCCUAGAAACAUUAAAAACGAUCAAAAGAAAUUGAAGAAUUCAUCUUUUUUAUAUUAUAGUUCAGCAUAAGGGAGAGUUACAAAUUUUGAA
Solanum pennellii is the source of this 1494-nucleotide messenger RNA. RefSeq names its product transcriptional activator FHA1-like. Bases 165 to 1199 code for a protein of 344 amino acids. The transcript has 3 exons. Gene Ontology annotation, biological process: regulation of ribosomal protein gene transcription by RNA polymerase II. Gene Ontology annotation, molecular function: protein binding; sequence-specific DNA binding. Gene Ontology annotation, cellular component: nucleus. The record is from RefSeq and is a predicted model, not a curated record. Lineage: Eukaryota; Viridiplantae; Streptophyta; Magnoliopsida; Solanales; Solanaceae.